Entamoeba invadens IP1 is the source of this 1506-nucleotide messenger RNA. RefSeq lists its product as hypothetical. Gene Ontology annotation, molecular function: 1-phosphatidylinositol-3-kinase activity. The transcript is spliced from 2 exons. The record is from RefSeq and is a predicted model, not a curated record. NCBI's taxonomy places the organism in Eukaryota, Evosea, Mastigamoebida, Endamoebidae. Gene Ontology annotation, biological process: phosphatidylinositol-3-phosphate biosynthetic process; autophagosome assembly; phosphatidylinositol-mediated signaling. Gene Ontology annotation, cellular component: membrane; peroxisome; phosphatidylinositol 3-kinase complex, class III, type I. Bases 1 to 1506 code for a protein of 501 amino acids.
AUGGAAGAAAUAAACAAAGCAAAACACAAUGAAAAAUUGCUUGACUUUUUAGAUCACGUUUCGAUGGGAGACCUGGAACCUGAUUCACUAACAAGUUUUCUUGAUGCCAAUGAGUCGGGAUUUAUCCAGUUUCUCCCUUUAAUUAUAUUUUACAUAACAAGUCAAGAAAGGGGUCAGUACAAAAACAGCCUUUUUAACGAAAUUACUCAGUGCGCUCAGCGGAACGACAGGGUGUUAUUUCGUUUGAUGCUACUUCACAAGAAUGUCAAUUGUUGUUUUUGUUGUUCCGAAGAUUUCAAAAAAUAUUCCGAGAAGCGGGUAAGCAGUUUGGGGUUGAAGACUUCCAAUUCCUUUGAGUGUGGUUUGGUAAGUCUUAUUUCCACUCUUUCUGACAAGUCUCAAAAGGUGGAGGAAAUGACAACCAAGCUGACACAGAUAUUGCUCUGGUUUUCCAGCCUUUAUCUAUCCCCAGACGUCCUGCUCGUUCCACCACUAGAACUUGAUAUUUCAGAUUACUUUUUUGGAAAAGGGAAACUUAUCAAGAUUUGUCCUGUGAAACGGUAUACGUCAACACUCCGCCCAAUUCAGCUCGAGUUUCACUUUUUCGAUGACAAAACGCAAAGUGUACAUAAGUUCAAUUAUCUUUACAAAGAGGGAGAUGACCUUCGAACGGAUACCGCCGCACAACUUUCGUUCACCGUUUUCAACGCGAUUUGGUCGUCGCACACCCUUUUCAAGUCUUCCGAACAUGCUCACAUCUAUCCCAUUGCAGCAACAUAUCAAGUGAUUCCUUUCAAUAAUAGCGGUCUAAUCGAGAUUCGCGGUAAUCCCGACACUUUUGUUAAUUGCGAAACGCACAAGAACUCGACCGCUUGUAUUGACGGGAGAGAACUUGAAAUGCUUUAUGGACUUCAUUGCGAAACGUGCGCAAGUAAAGUCAACAUCUCACUUUGGUCGUUGAGUAAAAAAGAGAAAAUCAUCGAGACACUUGCGGGUGGGUUUGUGGCUUUAAAAUUAACAAAGAGAUUUGUCGGCGGAUAUAUAAUUGGUCUUCGUGAUAGACAUCUUGAGAAUAUGAAAUUUGAGAUUGACAAUGGGACCUUUUUUCAGAUUGAUUUUGGAUAUUUACUCAAUCGCCGCCCACAUUUUGACGCAAAUCGGUUUGCCGUUCCGAAUUGUGUGAGAAACGAACUUAAAAAGUUCACGGUCUCGAUUGGUGAAGAAAUGAAUGGGUGGGAUGCAUUUGUCAAAACGAGUUGUGAGGGCUUUAUCGUUUUGCGUCGAAAAGUUGGAAUGAUUUUGAGAAUAAUAAAUCUUUCGUUUUUGUUUGAUCAAGAGUUCAAUGAGGAAUCUGUCUCUGAUUGUAUUGCAAAAGCCUUUUUGCUUGGGAAAUCAGAAGAAACCGCCGCAAAUUCUCUCAUCGAAAAUCUCCAAUCGUUUUCGGUACAAAAAAUGAUUAAAGAUCGACAACACGAGAUUUUGAGGUGGUGGCGAAAUGCGAAUUAA